This is a messenger RNA of Paraphaeosphaeria sporulosa, 786 nucleotides long. RefSeq names its product Rpr2-domain-containing protein. Gene Ontology annotation, cellular component: nucleolar ribonuclease P complex. Gene Ontology annotation, biological process: tRNA processing. The transcript has a single exon. Lineage: Eukaryota; Fungi; Ascomycota; Dothideomycetes; Pleosporales; Didymosphaeriaceae. The record is from RefSeq and is a predicted model, not a curated record. The coding region runs from base 204 to 746 and encodes 180 amino acids.
GCUGGUCGAAGUGGGGUGGGGUAGAAGCAGUAUGGGGUGCGGCGGAGGCUGAAGGUGUGAGGGCGUAGGCGCGAUGUCGAUGCGAAAAAGCGGCCUGCGCUUUGCCAAGCUGCGCUAGCCCGGUCCAACGAUAGCCACAAUUUGUCUCAGCCCUGCUGUCAACGCUGCUGUCUCAACCACUGCACUUCCCUCUCGCUUUCUACAUGGCCAAAGACAAACCGCCCAAGACGAAAGGCGUGCCAAACAAGCAUCUACAUUCCCGGAGCACGUUCCUGUACCAAGCAGCUACCUAUCUGACUUUGCACGCCGCAGCAUUAGACGCCAAUGAAGCCCCAGAUUCUGCACAAAGCAGCGGUACAACUGGUAGCCGCCACAGGCUAGCCUUGCAGCUGGCAUCCGAUUUGCAAAAUGUCUCGCGAAAGGGACAAGUGAGACUUUCGUCCGAGCUUAAGCGCACGAUAUGUAAAACGUGUAACACAGUACUCAUACCCGGGCGCACAGCAACGCAGACUAUUGAGAACGAGAGCAAAGGAGGCAAGAAGUCAUGGGCCGACGUUUUGGUCGUAAUGUGCACGCUUUGUGGCAGCAAGAAGCGAUUUCCUAUUGGAGCCCAGCGUCAAGAGAAGAAGUCUGAACGGCAACCUACUCAAGCGCAAAGGAGCUUAUCAGAAAAGAGCGCAGAGGAACCGACAUCAAUUGCUUCGCCGAUGCAGAUGACUACCGAUCAAGAUUCGACCCCGGGCUGAUCAGUGUGCCUGCCUUGCCUAUGGUCACUAGCAUUAAUCA